Molecule: messenger RNA, 510 nt
Organism: Zingiber officinale
Lineage: Eukaryota; Viridiplantae; Streptophyta; Magnoliopsida; Zingiberales; Zingiberaceae
Product: auxin-responsive protein SAUR50-like
Exons: 1
Coding region: 68-406 (112 amino acids)
Biological process (GO): response to auxin
Source: RefSeq, a predicted model, not a curated record
ACUUGCUCUGUUUCCUCUUCUUCUUCUUCUUCUGCUCUGUUCUGCUCGCGCUUCCUCUGCUUCAUCAAUGGGAAUGAGGAGGCAGAGCAAGAUGAUUCAAAGCAGCCCGGUGCUGAAGCAGAUACUGAGGCGGUGCUCGAGCUUGAAGGGGCGGGAUAUGGAGGAGGAGGAGGAGCGGCGGCCGCCAGCGGACGUGCCCAAGGGCCACUUCGCGGUGUACGUAGUGGGGGAGCAGCGCCGGAGCCGCUUCGUCGUGCCCAUCUCCUCUCUGGAGCACCCUGAGUUCCAGAGGCUGCUCCGGUUGGCGGAGGAGGAGUUCGGCUUCGAACACCGCGAUGGCCUCACGGUCCCCUGCGACGAGGUCGCCUUCCGCUCCCUCCUCGCCUCGGCGAUCGCCGGGAAAUGACGGGCUGUAGUUCGAUUUCGUGGGAUUAAUUUGUUGAAUUGUGAGUAUUUACAAGGGCCGAAUUGUUAAAAAAACGACAUAAAUGUGAACCUCGUUAUUAUGGA